Paramormyrops kingsleyae is the source of this 2034-nucleotide messenger RNA. RefSeq names its product nebulette (gene nebl). Gene Ontology annotation, cellular component: focal adhesion. Gene Ontology annotation, molecular function: actin filament binding. The record is from RefSeq and is a predicted model, not a curated record. Lineage: Eukaryota; Metazoa; Chordata; Actinopteri; Osteoglossiformes; Mormyridae.
AUGAACCCUCAAUGUGCACGCUGUGGGAAAAUCGUAUAUCCUACUGAGAAAGUGAAUUGCCUGGAUAAGUACUGGCACAAGGGAUGCUUCCACUGUGAGGUGUGCAAGAUGACGCUGAACAUGAAGAACUACAAAGGCUACGAGAAGAAGCCCUACUGCAACGCGCACUACCCAAAGCAGUCCUUCACCAUUGUGGCCGACACCCCGGAGAACCUGCGGCUGAAACAACAGAGCGAGCUGCAGAGCCAGGUGAAGUACAAGAAGGACUUUGAGGAGAGCAAGGGAAGAGGAUUUAGCAUCGUCUCGGACACCCCGGAGCUCCAGAGACUCAGGAGGACCCAGGAACAGAUCAGUAACGCAAAAUACCAUGAAGAUUUUGAGAAGACGAGAGGACGAGGCUUCACCCCGGGGAUGGAAGAGGCCAACAUGGAGCGGAUGAGGCGGAGCAAGCAGAUGAUGGCCGAGGCGAGGGGAGGGUACCCACACACGGGGGACAUGGAUCCGCGCAGACCAGGCAUCAUAGUUGCUCCGGUGCUGCCUGGAGCGUACCACCCAACCGGACACUCGCAGGGCUACGGUUAUAUGCACCAGACAAGCAUGUCCUCCAUGCGAUCCCUGCAGUCUCCGCCGCACACCUCCGUCACGAGAACCUACCGGGCCAUCUAUGACUACACGGCGCAGGACCAUGACGAGGUGUCUUUCCGGGACGGGGAUGUCAUUGUGGGCGUGCAGCCCAUUGACGAGGGCUGGGUGUUCGGUACGGUGCAGAGGACGGGACGCUCUGGCAUGCUCCCCGCCAACUACAUCGAGGGCCUGCGCUGAAACUCAGCAUUCCCCGGCGAAGUUUUGACACCUUAAAUCGGUCAAAUUGUGACAUGGUCAGCUUUCAUCUUCUGCAGUAACAUCCUUAAAACAAGGUCUUACACACUAAAUAUAAAAAAUCUGGUUAUAGCAACUUGAUUCAAUUAAGAAACUGGAAAAUACUAAGGAAGACACUGUAAAAUAGCGCCUCCUGCAGGACACACAAGCACCCCCACUACUCUUUACUGUGUAACUGACCACAUCAUCCAUGUCCACAAGUAAGGCCAACUGAAAUAUAUUAAUGCGUUUUAUUUUUAUCUUUUUUCCUACACCUGUCUCUUUUUUACAGAAAUUAGGGGAAUUAUUUUCCAUUACUAUUCUGUGCAAGUAAGCUUGUGUAAUAGUUGUGAUAUUUUACUUAACUCCUUGAACACUUUUUUAUGUUAUUUCAAAGAAAAAAUGUUUGACAUGCCUUGAACUUAAGCGAGAGCGUUAUGCCAAGUUCUAGGUGUGGAUUAAUAACUUAUGCAAGAAUAGAUACUAUGUAUAUUGCGAUCCUGUGUUCUAGAUGCGUUUUUAGGGAAUUUUUAGUAAUGAAGUUCAGGACCUUUGCUUGGGUUCCUGCAGUGACCAUAAACAUUUUCCUGACUAAUGGCAAAUCAAGUUGCAUCCUGUCACACAAUGGGUGACUCAGAAAAUAUCCCUUGAUCGCUAUGCUCGUCAUGCCUAUCGCUUUGGCGUCAUUUUGUUUGACUACAAGCGGUUUGAGACACCGAGAGGUUCAUUUAACGUCAUUUACGUUCCCGCACACAUAUAUGUACAUAUGCAUGUCGUGUUAACGAAGUAUUGAAAAAAAAAAUGGAUCUGCGUGUUUAAAAAAUGUAACACGUUUACCACGGGACGACUGUUUAUUCAUAGUGACCUCAACCAUUCCUUGGUAGAUCAGUUACCUUUGAUUAGUUUAAGCUGGUACUCAAAAGGACCAAUUAUUAAAACAUAAAGUUUAUAAUCUGUGCAUUAUAAAUGCUCAUUAUAUAAAUAUCCUGUCUGAGAUGGUAGGACGUCGCCCACAUGAUUCACGCACCUUCAAAGGGAAGAACGAGGUAUUUUUUAGCUCUUGAUAUCACUGGCGACUCUUAGGAAGUGAAUAGAUGAAAAUCAAUGUCAAAUAUGCUUUUUUUUUUUUAUUUAACAAAAACUUCAUGCAAGAAUAAACGGCUUUGUCUGUCUGGC